AUGGACGCUGAUAUCACCCCGAUCCCCCGCUCGCGGGAGGAGAAUCAGGAGAGAGCCUUUAUCGCUGCGUCGCGGCGAAAAGAUCGCAGCCUGGAUGCACGGCUAGAAUCGGCCAAUAGGGCCUCUAUGCUGCACAAGAAACGCACAGGCAAGGGCUUUCACAUCACCAAGGAGAUUGUCGAAAGAGAAGCCAUGUAUGAAGAAGUCGACGAGCGCUAUGCAGAGAAGCGUAUCCGCAUGCUGCAAGCUCAGAACAUGCAAAUCGAACAACAGUUCCACCGCCAUCUGAUAGCAGCCUUUGGUAAUCGUCAGUCUCCUGGAUCUUCAAUCGCCAACCGCCGAGCGAGCACUUAUACACCCCGCCCAUCAGCGGAUGGUGGCCCUCGCAAAAUGAGCCUGGACCUGACCAACAUCCGCUCGUCCUUCCCGCAAGAUUCAAACUCCGUGGCAAGCCCCUUGGCAACAGGCGACGGCUACAUCCUCUCGCCAGCAACAUCCUUCGACAACAACGCCAAUUCCUACAUGGCCUGCAUGCCCGGCUCCGAGGCGCCAUACUCAAUGGUCACCCCCUCAACAGGCCCCAACUCAGCCCAGAUCCCAGAGUACGUGAAUCAGCAAGCCACCACCCCAGCAUGGAACACCCAAAUGCCGAACUGGGCCAUGCAACAGCAAGUCCCCACUCCAGGCCAAACCCCCACCGACCAAGUGCAAAUGUGGCAGCAAAGCAUGAUGCAGCAACCCACAGUGCCAGACACCAUCCAAAUGCAGCGCCAAUUCAGAGACCGAUUAGCCUCCGCGCCGGAAUUUCCUCUGCACCAAGCUCCACGGGUCGCGCAUUCGGGUUCCAUCACUGGCCCCACGCCCACUCCCUCUGGCCACUCGCGCGGCCAGUCGCAGCCCAGUAAUAGCUACCACAACCUCCACCUCCUUACCCAGAGCACGCACUUCGCUAUGCCACCGUCGAGCGCUAGCUCCCCUAGGAUUGAGGCGCUGUCUGCGGAGACGCACUCGACUCCUGAUUUCUGUCCUACGCCUCAUAGUCCCAUGUCGCCGACUGCUGCUGCUGCUCAGAUGAGUAUGCCUGCGCCUGUCAAGACGGAGAGUGGGAAUGGAAAUGGAAAUGAGGAUGGCAUUAUGGUGUCCAAUGAGGGGAUGGAUGCGGAUUAUUCGGAUUUCAGUCAGUUUGCUUUGCACUUGGGGAACUCGACUGUGCCGCUUUCUGAUCGUGAGCCGUUUGGCUUUGACGAUUUUGUCGCUGUUGACGAGUUUACCAGCGUUUCUUGUUGA
Penicillium arizonense is the source of this 1287-nucleotide messenger RNA. RefSeq lists its product as uncharacterized. The record is from RefSeq and is a predicted model, not a curated record. The transcript has 2 exons. The coding region runs from base 1 to 1287 and encodes 428 amino acids. NCBI's taxonomy places the organism in Eukaryota, Fungi, Ascomycota, Eurotiomycetes, Eurotiales, Aspergillaceae.